AUGCGGAGUCCUCAGAGACGUAGGGCCCUCGACGUAUCGCCAGCGGCUCCGCAGGCGCUCCAAGCGCCGGGCCUUAACUCCGCGCCGAGCGCGGGCGACAUUAACAUGACGUGGUACCGCUGGCAGAGCGUCGCACAGCCGAGCGAAGUAGACUGGCGACGGACGAUCGUGAUGACGCCGGUGCUGAAUCAGCAGCUGUGCGAGAGCUGCUGGGCGUUAACGUCGACGGAUAUCGUUAGCAUCGUCUGGGCGUUGGUGAAUAAUCAGACGGCGGAGCCGCUGUCGCCGCAACACGUGUGCGACUGCGCGGCGGGGCAGUGCUGCGAGGGGGGGUGGCCGGAGUGGGGGUUCCAGUUCAUCCUCGCUAAUGGUGGACUCGCUACCAAUGAGGAGUAUCCAUAUGUUGCGCACGGCAACUCCACGUGCCGCAAUAUCGCCCAAGGAUUGCUGAAGGCCAAGAUGACGGGGUGGGAGAAGGUGCCGGUUCGAAGCAACAAGGCGCUGAUGAAGGCCGUGGCGCAGCAGCCCGUGCUCGUGUACCUCGCUUCGGGCACCAACGACUUCAUUAGCUACUCCGGCGGCAUUUUCGAUGGCAAUUGCAGUGGCGACAUUGACCAUGCAAUGCUUCUUGCUGGUUACAAUGUAACUGACCCGGACGGUUCGUAUUGGAUUCUGAAGAACACGUGGGGAACUAACUGGGGCGAAAACGGUUUCAUGCGCUUGAGGAUGUUACCAGACGGGAACGGAAAGUGUAACGUGAUGAGCGAAAACGCGAUUUACCCCGUUUUCUACGAGAGGAACAGCAGGGCAUGCGAGGUCAUCACGCCCAACCCUUGCGGCGGGGGCGUGUGCGAAGUGCGAAGCGGCAGGGCGAGAUGUAACUGUCCCCCGGGUUUCGUUGAGCGUCUGGAGGAGAGUGCGCCCAAGUGUGUUACGGCUACACCGUGUGACGCUAAUCCCAACCCUUGUGGUGUCGGGACAUGCAAUAACGAGUUCGACGGCACCUAUACCUGUUCCUGUCCUGCGGGCUCCGUGAUUGGCUCCCGAACUGACCGUGCCAUGACCUGCAUCUGGUAUACAGUAACGCAGGGAGACACCUGCCCCAAAAUUGCAAACGCAGUGCAACUACCAGUGACAACAUUCCUCCGACUCAACCCAGGCCUCAGGUGCUAUGCUCCCGCCUUCCAAAUCGGCCAACCCGUGUGCAUCUCCGGAACCUCCACCAACAUCCAGAAGAUCAAGCUCUCCCCCAACAUCAUCCCCUACACUGUCCAACCCAACGACACCCUCGCUUCCAUCUCCGCCGAUUUCUCCUCCCGCUGCUCCAACGUCUCCUACCCCCGCCUCCAUCUGCGACUCAAACUCGCUCGCGGAUUGCACCGAUCAGGCGAUUGUUGA
Molecule: messenger RNA, 1398 nt
Organism: Closterium sp. NIES-65
Lineage: Eukaryota; Viridiplantae; Streptophyta; Zygnematophyceae; Desmidiales; Closteriaceae
Source: the annotation of a GenBank genome assembly